AGCUAUAUGACGAAAGUACUUGCAACUCUGGUUAUUAUUGACCAGCCUGAACCUAGUUCCAUCCCAUCCCCUCCUUGUCGGACACCGCCGUUAAAUCCCCUGUCUCAAUUCAAUUCAAAUCCCUAAUUCUAUACAUCUUUAUCUUUAAUUGUGUUGCUAGAUCUCUCUUUUCACUCUCAGGUUGCACAUCUUUAUUAUAGCACAUAGGGACUCAAGUAUAUUUAUACAAGGGUGCACCAUGAGUGGUAGAAAACGCAAGUCUCUAUGGGAUAGCAAGGAGGAAACUGAGAAUUCUGUUGAAUUUGGUAAGCAUGAUGCUAGGCAUGGGAGAGAAAUUCAUUCUAGUCAUCAUGCAAAAUGGUCAGAUGUGGAGGCCAAGAAUGCAUCAAACUCUAACAAUGGUUCACGGUGGUCGUCUUCUGAAAUAUGGCAAGACAAUAAUGGUCGCAAAGACUACAAUGAAAUGCCAAAAACUGAAAGGGCUGGGGAUGGGGAUAAAAGCUACAGCAGGUCUCCUGGCCUUACUGGGAGAGGAAAACAUAAUCAUAGCCCUCCAUCAGAAAUUUAUUGGAGCCAAUCACACAGGUACCAGAGGAGUAGAAGCAGUAGUCGUAGCAAAGGAAGAGCUGGGAGCAGGAGUAGGAGCAGAAGCAGGGGAAGGGACAGAGAAAUGGACAAGGAUACAGAAGGUAUACAGAGCUGGAGCAGUGGGAGGGACAGAGGUAUGGACAAGGAUACACAUGAUAUCCGCAGCUGGAGCAGGGGAAGGGAUAGAGACAUGGACAAGGAUACAGAAUAUAUCCAGAGCAGGGGAAGGGACAGAGAUAUGGACAGGGAUACAAAUGAUACCCGGAGCUGGAGCAGGGGAAGGGACAGAGAUAUGGACAGGGACAUCGAUGGUAUACGGAGCUGGGGCAGAGGAAGGGACAGAGAUGUUGACAAGGACAGGGAUACUAACUGGAGUAGGAGCACACUCUCUGACCAUAGACGUGAAUAUAAUGGAAUGGGUGAUAGAAAAAGUGUGGUCAGAGCAUCAUCUCAGCUAUGCAGAGAUUUUUCUGUUGGAAUGUGCAGACGAGGCGAUCAAUGCAGAUUCCUUCAUGACGACAAUCUCAAUCUCAGUCAUGAAAAACUAGAGAGAGAGAGAGCAGAGUUCAGAGGUAGACAUGAAACUAAUGAAGCUUUCUCUGCUGAUAAUGGAAGGCCUAGAUAUCGGACACUUGAUAAAGUUUCCAACUACGACAGAAGCAAUAGGAGUUCUUCUUUUGAUCAUGAUCAUAGGCGCCAGCCAUAUAAGAAUGUUAACAUUCCUUGCAAAUAUUUUGCAAUGGGAAGAUGUCACAGGGAUGAUUGUAGGUUCUCUCAUGAUCAUCCAGGAGGUGGCGCUGUAAAAGAAAAACUGCAGUAUGAUAGGUAUGACCAACAUGCAGAUGAUGAGAACACGUACUGGAAUGGUCCUAAGUGGGGUGAUGCGCAUGGUGUUUCAGAUAUGAAUAAUAAUGACCGGAACAACCUUGAUACCAGGAAAACGAAUUACGUUGACAGAACUGCUAAGAAACAGGCUUCUGGUAUACUGGAUCAAGAUUGGAAAGAUGAGAAAAUAACAUGGGAUGGUCCUACAUGGGAACAUGUUACUAGUGUGUCUGAUGUCGCCAGACCAAAUCAAUGGGUUGAUAGUAAUGCCGGGGGUGUGAGUUUUCCUGAGCCACCAGUUGCAAGGACAAAGACUGAUGAAAGGUGUGGCAACAGUAUGGAUCUGUGGAACAGAACACAGAAUGGCAGUAACACAAAAAAUGUAGACACUGUUGAAUCAACACAUGUUGCAACAUUUGAUGGAGGGGUCUGGGUUGAUGCCCAAGGUUCACAUGUGCAGACUGCAGGUGGCUCAUCUUUGCAGACCUGUGAAAAAGUAAUUGAAGGAGCAUCAACUCAGCAGCUAAUUAACAAUGUUGGGCACCCUUUGGUCUCUGAAAAUUCUUAUGUUCAACAGAGUGACGGUAUGAGAGGAAAUAAUAUUAUGCCAAAUGAUAAUUCUAAUGCAGUGAAGGGGGUGAACAUAUCUGGGAACACUAGGCAGUUUCUGCUACCUGAGCAAAUCUUGAACCACAACAGUGGUAGUUCAAUUUCUAUGCCUUCAAAUAUUAAUGAAGCAGAUCAAAGGAAUGUCAUCCCUGUAAGUCCCGUGGACGGACAUGAAGCUGAUCCAAAUAGAUCAGAUAAACAGCUAUUAUAUCCAAAUCAACAAGAUGAGUCCAAGAAUUUUUUUAAAGACUGUACCAACAAACAACAGGUGUUUGAAUCUGAAGUAUGCCAAGUAGAUCCCAGUCUCCCUCAAAAUGACAUGACCAAUUACCAGGUUGCAGCAAUUACUAAUCUUUCUGCAUCUCUGAAUGAGAUAUUCAGCAACGGGAAACAACUUCCAGAACUAUAUGCUGUAUUGAACCCUAAAAGUUCCACCGACUUGUUAACCUCUCUUUCUUGUUCUGCAAGUGUCAAUUCUUCUGUUGCUGCAACAAUAGGUCAACCCAAUCAAACCACAAUGUUCCAAGGACAGCAUGUGCCUAUAGGCGCCAUUGAACUGGGCAAGCAUGACAGAACUGACGUAUCAGAUGAACAGAGAAAUCAUGGAACCGACAGUAAACAUUGUGAGGAGAAGCCAGCACCAUUCGAGAACACUCGUUCAUCUACUGACAGGAUUACUGAAGGUGCCAACAAUAAUAAAAUUUAUGAACUGGGCGAGCCAAAACCCCUGGAUCAGUUUCUUUUGCCAUCUAUUAAUGGCCCUGACCCCGGCAAAAUUGAGAAGAUAGGCAGUACAGAGAAAGCAUUUAGUCCUACAGAGAAGCUGUUAAAGCCAGAUAUAAAUAUAGCAGCCCAUCAAAACGUCAGCGUAAAAUCUGAGAGUUGCAAGCCUGAAGAAGGUAUUCCGUUUGACAAUGCUAAUCCAGAAGGUCGGGUUCGAGAGGGCAAUAGUGGCAAGGAUGAGAAAGAAAUGCGGCUUUUCAAAGUUGCCCUUGUGGAGUAUGUUAAGGAGAUUCUAAAGCCCGUGUGGAAGGAAGGUCAGAUGAGCAGGGAAGUCCACAAAUCUAUCGUGAAAAAGGUGGUAGAUAAGGUAACCGGUACAAUACAAGGAGGCCAUAUCCCUAAAACACAAGAGAAAGUUGAUCAAUAUCUUGCAUGUUCUAAACCCAAGCUUACCAAACUUGUACAGGCUUACACUGAGAGACUUUUGAAGAGUUAAAAGAGGAGUUUAUAAGAGGUGCUUGAAGUACUUUGCUAUUAGCAGAUGUUUCUUGCGCCGGACAUAGGAGCUUGCUCUGCAUCUUAAGCUUUUAUAGUUUCUAGUGAUCAGAUAGCUGUUUAAUGUUUUAGAAAUACCAUUUUCAGUUUGUCUUUGUUGGCUUCAUGUGUUCGGUAACGAAGUAUAUGAUAGUUAUUUUUUAUCACCUUGUUUUUGUAGAUAUUAUCCAUAAUGUGACGGUCUAAGAACUCCCUAAGAUGUUUUGUUAUCUUGUAACCUGGAGUAUAUAAGGUUGUUGAUGUCUC
Molecule: messenger RNA, 3546 nt
Organism: Daucus carota subsp. sativus
Lineage: Eukaryota; Viridiplantae; Streptophyta; Magnoliopsida; Apiales; Apiaceae
Product: zinc finger CCCH domain-containing protein 38
Exons: 4
Coding region: 239-3241 (1000 amino acids)
Molecular function (GO): metal ion binding
Source: RefSeq, a predicted model, not a curated record